AGCAGGAGGAGGAGAGAGAGCAAGAGAGAGAGAGAGGGAGUGAGCGAGAACAAGGCAGAGAACGAGAGAGCGACGGAGGAAGCAUGGCUGGGAGUCUCUUUAACAGGCUGUCUCUGGAGGAAGCCGGCUCUCUUAACUCUCUCAGGAGCCCAGGAGCAAUGCAUAGCGUCCUGGACACCCUGAGCGACAGCACCGGCUCCACCACCGCCAACGAUUUGGACCUCAUCUUCCUGAAGGGCAUCAUGGAGAGUCCUGUGGCCCAUGAGCGGUUUGAGGAGCCGAAGCUGGAGGCAGUGAGGGAGAACAACGUGGAACUGGUACAGGACAUCCUGAAGGAUCUCACACCUCUCACCGAACAAAGUCAGGCAGCAAAUGAACUCGCCUGCAUACUCAGUGAGCCCCACUUUCAGUCUCUAUUGGAAACACAUGAUUCUGUAGCCUCCAAAAGCUAUGAGACACCACCCCCCAGCCCCUGUGUCUUCAUGGACCUGCUCAACAACCAACCCGUCCCUCCUGAUGCUGUCAGGAUGGUCGGCAUACGCAAAGUCUCUGGAGAACACUUGGGCGUGACAUUUCGUGUGGAAGGUGGAGAGCUAGUGAUCGCACGCAUCCUGCAUGGCGGUAUGAUUGAUCAACAGGGCCUUCUGCAUGUCGGUGACGUCAUCAAAGAGGUUAAUGGGAAAGAGGUGGGCAGUGACCCCAAAGUGCUGCAAGAUAUGCUAAAGGAGGCCAGUGGCAGUGUUGUGCUUAAGAUCCUGCCCAGCUACCAGGAGCCUCACACACCUCGGCAGGCGUUUGUGAAAUGCCAUUUUGAUUACGACCCUGCCCACGAUAAUCUAAUCCCCUGCAAGGAGGCCGGCCUUCGGUUCCACAGUGGCGAAAUCUUGCAGAUCUUCAAUCAGGAUGACCCCAACUGGUGGCAGGCAUGUCAUCUCGGGGGCGGCAGCGCAGGUCUGAUCCCCAGCCAGCUGUUGGAAGAAAAAAGGAAAGCAUUCGUGAAAAGAGACCUGGAGUUAAACACUGCAGGACCUCUGUGUGCAGGCAUGGGGGGGAAGAAGAAGAAGAGAAUGAUGUACCUGACCACCAAGAAUGCAGAGUUUGACAGACACGAGCUGCUGAUCUACGAGGAGGUAGCGAAGGUGCCCCCAUUUCGGAGAAAGACCCUGGUGUUGAUUGGCGCUCAAGGAGUCGGACGGCGGAACCUGAAAAACAAACUGCUGAUGUCACAACCUCAUCGCUACGGCACCACGACACCCUACACGUCCCGUAAGCCCAAAUUCGACGAGAAGGAGGGGCAGAUGUACCUCUUCAUGUCACGCAGUGAGAUGGAGGCGGACAUUAAGAGCGGCCGCUUCCUUGAGCAUGGCGAGUACGACAGCAACCUGUACGGCACCAAGAUCAACUCCAUCCAUGAGGUGAUCGAGUCCGGCAAGGUCUGCAUCCUGGACGUCAACCCUCAGGCUCUCAAAGUGCUGCGGACCGCCGAGUUUCUGCCCUACGUUGUGUUCAUCGAAGCCCCCGACUUUGAAGUUCUCAAGGACAUGAACAGAUCUGCGAUCGAGGCUGGAGUCAUCACCAAACAGCUCACGGACUGCGAGCUGAAGAGGACGGUGGAGGAGAGCGAGAGGAUUCAUAGAGCUUACGGUCACUACUUUGACCUCACUAUCGUCAACGAUAACCUGGACGGAGCGUAUCGCAGCCUGAAAGUGGCGCUAGAGAGACUGAGCACUGAGCACCAGUGGGUUCCUGUGAACUGGGUUUUCUGAGCCAGAUGAAGGUUUAUGUCUUGAUAUUAGAGUGCAGUGAAAUGUGAGCAGGUCGUAAAUAAACCUAGAAACAAACUUAGUCGUAUUUAAAUACUACCAAAAACACACCUUUUUUUCAUGCCGAUUAUAUGAAACGAAUCUAUUUUUUAUCAAAAAAAGAUGGUAUGAUAUUCUCAGAAUUGUUGUUUGAUCUUGGCAAAAGCGAUACCUACCAUGCGCCCUCUAGUGACAAUGCAGUAAAAUGACAUGCACGUGUUUAGCUAACAGGUAAAGAUUGUUGUUCAUUUGUGCUAGGUUUUUUGCAAUUAGAAUUAUUUUAAUUAUUAUUAUUUGAUUUUCACACUGGCAUUAUGUCUAUCCUUUUUAUAUAGUGCAUAAUGAUUGUCAUUUUUCAUUCUGCUUACGUUUUUUUGUUUCGUAAGAAAAUUGCAGACGCGAAAGCAAAACUCGUCAGUCAAGGGGCAACCUUUAAGUCCAAACGACCUGACAUAUAAAACCCGUGUCAGACAAGUUGUCACAAAGGAGAGCAACAAUACAAAUCUUAGGCAUGACCUAAAAAUCCACCAUCCUGCUGAGUUUUUGCAAAUCGUCCCCGCCAGCAUGUGGUUCCCGACCCACUUCCUCAUUCACAGCCCUGUAUCAUGCAGCGCCUUCAACUCUACAAAGUACAAUUGAAGCAGCUGGCGGUGGAGCGAAUGCACACGGGAAAGAAUCCAGACAAACUACAAUAAAUGGAUACAAAAGAAGCGCGAUUGUUUGCCGUACACCAAUGUUCUGCAGGGGUGAUGGCCGUCUAGCUUAGUUGGAAACUUCUGUGCAGGUAGAAAUCAUCUCGCAAGCUUAGCGUCCGCUUUCGUUUCAUGGAAAACACAUUCUCGAUUUGAAGAAAUAUUAAAAGACCGCUGGUUACAAGGGUUACAGAAAUGCUGCAAACAUGUUUUCAUUCCUCUUGAUAAACAAAACAAUCCUAUUCACUGUAGGACUUUGGAUAUGUUGGUCAUAACACUGUGACAAAAAAAGAAAACGAUUCACAAGAAAAAAAGGAAAAUCAGAGCAAACUAAUAGUAUAUUAUGUAUAAUAUCAGAAAAAAAUAAAAUGAUAAUUAAAUUUUUUUUUUAAGGUUUAUGAGAAUAAAACUCUACAUCGAAAAACCUAUUCCACAUUCAGCCACUAGGGGUGUACUAACUGAAACCCAGAAAGUGUCCUAUAAGUUUGAGAUCUAUAGCAGGAGAUCGUCCACUCCAACCCAUGUAAAGCAUUUUUUCAGGGAGGUGGAACAGUUAUAUAUCAAGUGAAGGGAAAAUUUCAUGCUACAGCAUCCAAAGAAGUCUUGUACAAUUGUGUGUCUCCAAGGUUGUGCUAGCAGUUGGGUGAAGAACCUCGGACAUCAGGAAAAAAUCAGACGUCCCAAUAUUUUUCUCCAUAUUAAGUGACUUUAAUUUGAAAUUUGAGAACAAAAAAACAGAAAAGUUCAGUAUGAUGAACUCCAUGAAACUCGAUGAACUCCAACAAAAGAGAGUAAAGUUCAAUUUUCUUCAGGCCAUUAAAACAUUCAUAAGGAAUUGAUGGAGCUAAGAUGUAGUUUAAGUGUGUGUGUGUGUGUGUGUGUGUGUGUAAAUGCUGUACGCGGUUAAUAAGGCCUGACCGCUGUAUAUUUGUACAGACUCUGUGUGAACUGUAGCUCUUUACUUAAAAAAAAAAAAAAAGCAAGAAAUGUUGCUGUAUAUGUGUUUAAACUGUAAAUAAUCACGAGCUCAUAUUCAAACACAGAAUAUUGGAAAUAAAGCAGCAAUAAACGUC
Silurus meridionalis is the source of this 3567-nucleotide messenger RNA. RefSeq names its product MAGUK p55 scaffold protein 2b (gene mpp2b). Gene Ontology annotation, molecular function: protein binding. NCBI's taxonomy places the organism in Eukaryota, Metazoa, Chordata, Actinopteri, Siluriformes, Siluridae. The record is from RefSeq and is a predicted model, not a curated record. Gene Ontology annotation, cellular component: plasma membrane; cell-cell junction.